Messenger RNA from Salvia splendens (bonfire salvia), 3110 nucleotides. Its product is annotated as putative pentatricopeptide repeat-containing protein At1g16830. Gene Ontology annotation, molecular function: protein binding. The record is from RefSeq and is a predicted model, not a curated record. The transcript has 3 exons. NCBI's taxonomy places the organism in Eukaryota, Viridiplantae, Streptophyta, Magnoliopsida, Lamiales, Lamiaceae. The coding region runs from base 290 to 2221 and encodes 643 amino acids.
UCCUCCGCCGCCGUUUUCCUCCGUCCAUGUCCUUCUUCUCCAAAUUUCGAAAAUAUACAUCUUCUUCUUCUAAUCUAUUAAAUUCAUCGCUAAAGCUUAGUAUGAGUUGAGUGAAUGUUAUCAUGAACGAAACUCUGCCAAUUCCAAUUUAUUGUUGUAAAUUGAUGUUAGAAUCAAGCCAUAGGAAUUGCGCUAAGCUUGUUAUAGAGUGGGGAAAAUGAGCGCCAGUUUCUUACACUUUUUUUUUUUUCGUAUCUGUGAUAGUUUCCCAGACAACUGAAUCCCACUGAUGAUUCAGUUAAUAUGUAAACGGGCACAUUCUUUCGCUUUAGUACACCAACUAGCUUCACCAAUUCACUGCCCCCCAGUUACAAAUUACAAAGAAUCGGUCUUCAAAGAUUCAAUCAAUCAGGGUGCUAAAGCCACAACUCUCUCGCCUCAAAUUGUGUUGACGACUCUGCAGAACUGCCCUUCUGAUUUAGUUGCUCUGAGCUUUUUCCUGUGGUGUGCGCGUCAGCCUAAUUACUUUCAUGAUAAUCUUGGAUUUGAUCACAUGGUGGGCGUGACAUCAAAUUUGACCCAAAAAUAUGGGACUGUGAGAGUCAUUAUUGAGGAAUUGGAGAGCAUCGGUUGCUUCACAAAGGCACAGACUUUGCUGCUUUUGAUGAGAAUUUACUGGCGUGGAGCCAAGUACGAUAUGGUAUUACAGGCUUUUAAAGUGAUGUGUGGCUAUGGUUAUGUACCGAAUACUUACGCAAGAAACAUUGUUGUCGAUGUCUUGUUCAAGAUUGGGGAGGUUGACGAAGCCCUCAGUUUUUUGGAGGGAACUCAGGCCCCAAAUUUUCUGAGCUUCAACAUUUCCAUCUGUAACUUGUGCAGGCUCGGUGAGGUUGAUAAAGUUAAAAGUGUCUUUAGGCGUAUGUUGUCGAGAGGGUAUUAUAUGAACCCUGAGACCUAUGCAAUGGUGUUGAAUUGUUUCUGCAAAUUCGGGAGGUUGGAGGAGGCUUUGCAGCUGCUUGGAAUGAUGGUGGUUUUGGGUGCACCUGUUUCUGUAAAUGUAUGGAGCAUAUUGAUUGAUGGUUACUGCAGGUCGGGUUCAGUCAAGGUUGCAGCUUAUAUAUUUGAGAAAAUGGUGGCUGUUGGUUGUUCACCAAACAUCGUGACUUGCACAUCAUUGAUCAAAGCAUUUUUAGAAUCUCAAAUGGCUGAAGAAGCAUUUAAGCUCCUUGCCACUUUAAUAUCCAAAGGUUGUUUCCCUGAUCUUGUGCUGUGUAAUGUAUUGAUUGAUCGCCUAUCUAAGAUUGGGCAUUACAUGGGUGCAUUUGAAGUUUACUUUAGUUUGAGAGAUCUAAAUUUAAAGCCGGAUUGUUACACUUAUUCGUCUCUUGUAACUCUAAUGGAUCUGUCUGGGCAGUAUGCUCAUCUACCCUCCAUUACGAGUGGACUUGCAGUGCAACCUGACCUGGUGCUCUGCAAUUGCCUCCUAAGCUAUUUCUGCAAGUCUGCUUAUCCAGAGGGUGCUAUCGAGUUCUAUGAUAUAAUGAUAGACAUAGGGUUUAUACCAGACAAAUAUAGUUUUGCGGCAGUGUUGAGUGCGUUGUGCAGGUUGGGUAGGUUACAUGAUGCAGUGAAUGUUUACCAUGGAUUUAUUCACAACUAUCCAGGUAUCGAUGCUCGCAUCCACUCUAUAGUCAUUAACGCACUUGCAAAAUCAGGUAGGUUUAAUCAAGUUAAGAGAAUAUUCAGGAAAGCUAGAGAUGAGAAGUUCCCAUUAGAUGCUGUGUCAUACAAUGUUGCCAUUUAUGUACUCAUUAGAGUUGGUCAGAUGGAGGAAGCUAACUGUAUGUUUAACGAAAUGAAGGAGAUGGAGGUAGUGCCAAAUAAGCGGACGUAUAAUCUGAUACUCUCUGGUUUCUGCAAGAAUAGUGAUAUUCAUGCGGUUAAACACAUCCUGAAGGAAAUGAAAGGUGCAAAUAUUGCAAUGGAGUAUCAUGCAUUCAGAUUGAUUAAAAAACAUUUUUCUCACUCCUCCGACUCUGUUUUUUCUGACCUCGCUUUGGCAAAUUUGAGGUUGCCUAGAGGGGGUGAAGUGGUGUCGCCUAUAGGCGAUGGAGUGGUGUUGGUAAAUCGGCAUGCAUCAAAUGAUAAUGUGAAUGCCACGGACUCUGAAAGAUCGAGCUCUGAUGAGGAAUUUGAUGCUAUUGUUUCUGUGUUGAGUUAGUGAAGGAACUUUUCAGAUAAGCUAUUGGCGACCAAUAGCAACGGAGCCCCAAUGUCGACGAAAAGAUUGGAGAUGGAGAAUAGUUCUUAUUCCGUUUUCCCUCUUGCCAUUACCCUUUACUGGCAUCCGCUCAAGCUAAGAUAAUGCAAGACGAGGGAAACCGUGUGGUGGGAAAAGACAAGAAUGCAGUGCGGCAGUCAUAAGUAUGAUAAGCAUCGAACAUCAGUAUGUGGUCGAACAAGCUUGGUCUGCACUUUCAAAUCUUGCUUCAGAUGGUUCAGGAGCAAUGCAACCUAUUGAGAGUGUUGAAAUCCACUGGCUCAAUGGAAGUUAUCUGUCUUAAGCUAUGGCCAGGUUAGCUUUUACAUCAGAUAUUGUAGCAGAGAAAAUGCGAUAUUUUGAUGUCGCAUCAAGUUAUUGUGUGGUCACAAGACGAGGACCAUGAACCCUCGAGUCCAGUCAGCGACCCUGAUGUGUGUAUGGGCAGUGAGAAAGAACUGUUUCAGUCAGCGACCAAGUUGUACGAAUCAAUGGUAUUUUUGCCACCUUUCGAUCAAUCUGCAGACGGGAGAGGGCAUUGUUCUUCGACUUGCUGCUGGCCGUCCGAGGUAUCUACUCCCAUCUUUCUUGAAUUAAAGGAGAUGAUAAUAUACAUCAAACUCUAGGAGAAUAAACAGAGACCAUGCACAUUUUUGCAAGGGAAUCUGUGAUUAUUUGGGACUUCGAUUCAAAAUGAGAAGAAUUUAAGCAUUGGAAGAUUGCUCUAUUUUAUAACUUUUUUGCAAAAUUGGGUAUCUGUUAUUGGCAUUCAUGUUACUACUAUAAUUUAGUAGUAAUGCUAUAUUUUAUCAUUGCCAUUCUUAAUGAGUUGAUAUGAUAAUUUAACAUA